AUGUUUGGGGAGAAGGACCCUCACCGCUCAGACCUCUUCAUCUUCGACACCGACGCGCUCGAGAACGACGUCCUGCUGCAUGAUGGGGUCUCUCACUUGAAGUAUCAGGAAUAUGCGGUCUUUGCCAAGGACUCCGACUACGCCAGCACGAUCCAGUCGUCCGAGACAGACCAUGACCGGCCCUUUCUCAAGCACAUCGGCCAGUGCAUCGUCAGCGAAGAUGGCAAUGGCGACGAGUUAUUUUAUCAGGCCAUGAAGGAGGACCAGUCCGUCGAUAUCCAGGGCAACUGGGGCCCUAAGUGGAAGGGCUCGCCACACCUGCUGCAGGGCAGAGUGAGGCAGGUUAUCUGCCACCGCCGAACGAACUAUAAGUCCAGCGAAGACAUGAACCUGGACGGGCUGCAUCUCACCAGCGCAGACUUCAAUCUGAUGGGCCUUCACCCAGCCACGCUGCAGUAUGUGAGGCGCACGACCGUCGAGUCCAUGUUCUGGGACCGACACCAUGAGAAGCUCAGCAUUAUCAUGUCCUUCCCGUCGGAUCCGCGCGCACCAUAUGACUUCCUGUCGAUGACACACAGCGUCUCCGACCGGAUCACGACAAUUCUCGUCAGGCAGUCUUUCGACGCGAACCAGCACACCGUCGAGGAUCUGGACCAGUACGACAAGCGAAUGCAAACCUGCAAAUCGCAUUGGGCUCACCCCUUGGUCAUCCCAGUCAUGCUGCUCCAGGUCCAGUUCGCAUGGACAGAGCGGGCCGUGGCAGAAAACCACAGCGAGGUUGUAGCGGUGGAGAAGGACGUGAGCAACAUGGCAGGGUUCGACGCCUUCGACGACACGGCACGGCGGCGGCGGACGAGCUCCUCGGGCGCGACACCAGGGCGGUACGGCGUGCCGCCGGGUCACCACCCCGGCGGCAGCAGCAACGGCAGCCAGACGGGGUCGGGCCAGCAGCAGCAGGUGUACAAGAAGUCGACGGAGCUGAUGAAGAACGCGCACGACGUGCUCAAGCGCAGCAUCCGCCUGCUCGACACGCUGAACUGGAUGGACCGCGCCAUCAAGAUCCUGCUCGAGGCCGGCGAUGCCCUCGACGACGUGCGUCAGGACUCUGACGGCCCCACUCCCAGCAGUGCCGUGUUCCCCACGCCACUGUCUGCGCGAGGCAGAGUUGGUACUGGGCUCUUGAAGGCGAGGAUCCAGGAGGAUCCGCUCACGGGCCAUUGGCAUGAGAUUCGGCAGUAUCUGGAUGGGUUGCUGCAGCUAUGCCUGUCGCUCAAGACUGACCGGACGAUUCUGGAGAUGAGAUGUAAAGCUUUGGUGGAUAUUAUCUACAGUAAAAUGGCCCAAGAAGACAACAACCUCAACGCCCGGAUGGCCGUGGCCUCAUCACGAGAUUCGUCCUCGAUGAAAGCACUGGCAGUCAUAACAGCCAUAUUUCUCCCGGGUGAAUUCAUGUCUUCCUUGUUCGGCAUGUCCAUCUUUGACUGGCAGCCCGGAAGCGACGACAGUAGCGGCGGUGGGGACGCAGUCGUCAGCUGGCGGUUUUGGAUAUACUGGUCCAUCACCAUCCCGCUGACCAUCGGGAUCCUGGUGUGCUGGCGGGCGUGGUGGGUCGGCCAGGACAGGUACUUCCGCAAGCACCUGUCCAAGGACCUGAGCGAGGAGAGGUACUGGACAGACGAUAGAAAGCCGCGGGAGCUGGAGACGAGCUUCCUGCACGACUUCAUAUACAUGUCUGUGCGGCGGGGGGAGUCUGUGGUCGAAGGUGGCACGGCCAUGUUCCCGAGCUCGAGGAAGGGGUCCAGUUCGAGCGAAGAGGAUGGAAUCAAGUGGCUUCACAGGAGGAGCAAGACGCUGUCAAGUAGCGGACUGACUAGCCCGCCGCCAGCGUUCCGUUUGAGGCAGAUAGCCUUUGAAGAGGUCGAGAAGGGGCGGAGGGCAAGCACGGGGCUUGUAUAG
This is a messenger RNA of Diaporthe amygdali, 1956 nucleotides long. RefSeq lists its product as uncharacterized. Lineage: Eukaryota; Fungi; Ascomycota; Sordariomycetes; Diaporthales; Diaporthaceae. Gene Ontology annotation, molecular function: cobalt ion binding; magnesium ion binding; cobalt ion transmembrane transporter activity. Bases 1 to 1956 code for a protein of 651 amino acids. The transcript is spliced from 2 exons. The record is from RefSeq and is a predicted model, not a curated record.